CUGCCGCCCCACCCUCGGUGAAACCGCCGCCAGCUUCAAGGCCCGACAAAAGCACGGAUUCACGAAGAAGUUGUUCAAAAGUUGUUUCAGUUUUCAAUCGCACAACCAAAACAGACUGUUGGAUCGGUACUUUCGCCUAACAUCUUGCAUCUGUACUCUGUUCCAUCCAAAGUAGUUAGCAACACCUCCUCUGUGAUCCUGCAAGACGACAGCCAUGGUGUCUUGCAAGAGGCUAGCGGCGUCGCGUCGCCAAUGCCUGUUCUUUAAUGCGUGCCUUUUCUGUCUUUUUAUCUGCACAGUUCAAAUUCGAGCCAUUGCAGGUGCGGAUCCAGAAAAGUGUGACCAGGAUGGUUCUCUUCUGAACCUGAGAGUUACGGGCAACUCUUCCGUUGAAUUCAAGUGCGGCGGUGCAGUGCCAAACCUUCAUCCGAAUCCCGGUAAAACGCCUCCGAUUGUUUGCGAAAACUCGAGUUGUACAAAUGAAGUCCCGUUAAACAUUCCUAACGCUACGUUGGUGAAGGAUUCAAGUGGGAAAGCAACAUUUACUGUCUCGGAUGCCUCGGUCGGUGCUACUACAGUUUAUUUGAAGUGCUCUUCACUUGCAAAUACCGCUGCACGCGUUGGCGCUGGUCAACCUGGUCAGGAAGCCGAGAAAGAAAAAACAUGCAUAGUUCAGACUUCAGUUUGGGGACCUCCCAUCAAAGGAUCCAAGGAGUAUCCAACACCGGAUGCCUGCAAGAAUGGAACGCUGAGCCUUGAAGUAAACUCAUCGAAAAAAUCAGUGACAUUUGCCUGCGGCGACAACGAAACGCUUUCUCCAGAACUUUUUGACAUGGUCUUCUCCACAAAAGAAUGCACCACCUCGUCGACGCUGGCAGAGCAUCUUUCCGGUGCUUCCCUGGUGCAGCACGCCAGAACCAACGCAGCGGAUGAUAAGAAACCAGCGUACACGUUCAGCGUCACAAGUUUACCGACAGAGGAGAAAACUCUGUGUUAUCAGUGUACAAAGAAAAACGCACAGAUGAAAGGGGAAGCUCAAAACACGUGUAAAGUUCUUAUUAAGGUCGCGAAGCAGGAAACCGAUACCGGCUCCACGACAGUUGCCCCGCCUAACGAAUCACGAGCGGAGCAUGGACAGUGGAACACGGCACUGAUGAUCUCUCUUAUCACUAUCCCUGUCGUGUUGAUGAAAAUGUUGUGAUGGUUUUAUGCUUUUCUUGUCGUUCCGUUGUGUAGCACCCGAAUUGUGGCGUCGACUGAGUAUAGUUGUCCGAAGUUGUGAGUUUGUGAACCGACGUUCCCAUACCAACGAUGCACCUGCGUAUUUACAAACGAACGCUGGGUUUCUGGGGGGAACAUGAGACAUCCGGAAAUUGAGUUGCCGAACUUGGUCCACGAAACAGAGUCAGGUAGAGGUGUCGGUCGUUUGAGGCCGCUUCCGCAGUUGUAUUCCCUCCGCGUGGAAACUACGGCAGGCUUUCAGGCUAGUCGAAUAUGUCCUUGGUCUUUGGAUUGCGAGUUUCGCGGGUUUUCAUCCCGCUCUGCGUUCUGAUCGACCCUUCCACACCUUCGGAUCAAGUGUUGUGCAAAUAUAUGGGUUGUAAUAGCAAGGAAACUCUUGUGUGGUACAGAACUCCCUUUUGUGCACUGAAUGCUAGCAACUCGCCAAGACAGGGGAGGAGACGUCGUAUUUCUGUUGUCCGGAUGAGGCAAUGGUAAUAAUGGGAGAGACACGCAUGAGGGGGCAUCUCACGUUUUGAGAUUUUCUUUUCGAUCGACAUGUAUCAACUCACUGGAGGCUGGGUUGGGCAAGCGUGAGCAGGUUGCGGCAGAGCAACUUGAGAGGAAGUACACAGACUUGCAGGUGCUACUUGUUGUCUUCGUUGAGAUACCCGACACUUAGUGUGAUGAUCCCUGUAAUGGAUUAAUGCAUGACGAUUCUCGAAGCUGCAGCGUUCGUUUUAGCUGCACGGCCUUCUCGUUAGAGAUGCUUUGGUGUUUGAAGCUUUCCGUGCCACUGGCAGACAUUAGAGGAAUAUAGUCGCGUGUAAAGGGACAAAGGCUGCUCCACAAUGUCGUCAGCCAGAAUAUCGUCAGGCCAGAACAUUUGUUCCUGGUACUAUAAAUAUCCGACAAUGUAUUUCAUCAGAUUGGGUCAUGCAAUGAAACUCCAUCGGGCCAUUGCUGUCGUAGAUUGUGCUUCUCUGAGAAGGGUAACCUGUAGUGUUCGUAGUGCUCACCGAUCGUAUCGCUGCGAUUCCCUUGCGGCUGCGCAGACACGGAACUCGAGAUCGAUACUUGAGUAGUAUACGGCCUCACUCUACAGCACUGCUGGUUUUCCCCGAAUGCAAACCGCAACAUUUUUCUUGAAGAGGAAACCGGAGGGCGUGACUCACAUCGUAUGGCCCAGUAUCAAUGAUGAUGGGAAUGAGGCAAGUCUGCAUCGCUGGCGACGUGCUCUGCUUCUCAGAAAUACUGAUUGGCAGCAGCGAGAGAGGUGACGUUUCUCAUUCUGUCGCAUCUUGAAUGGGACGCCUAACCCGCUGUCCGCCCUCUCGGGAAGGCUUCCGGCAUCUUCAUGGUCCAAGAAAAGCAUAAGUUCAAAGGUAGGGUUGCUCGCAAUUGGCUUCAGUUUUCAGUCACACUUCACGUAAUCUUCCGUUGCUUUUUCCGUCUUGGCUGUCCUCUGCCAAUAACGUCAACUCCGCUUGGAGCCUGCAAGACAACGCCAGCCAUGGCGUCCAACAGCCGGGCAGUGCCGUCAGUCCGGCAAUAAGCAUUGUUCGAUGUUUUUCGUUACUUGUAUUGACACAUUUCAGCAUCAUGUUGCUGCAGUUUUGGAUCUGCAGCAGUGUCAAGGGAAUGCUUCUGUUCUGAGCCUCAGUAUCAGACUCUUCCCAAAUAUAACUCAAGUGCGGCGGUGAUUCACUCUGUUCUGAUUUUCGGUGGUAAACAGAGCCUUCGAAAUUCUGUAUGACUGCUGUGCACCACCACUUCAUUGCGCUGCUGAAGACAGCUAAAAGUGCUGGAUUUCAGUACACUACGACACUGCGAUGAUUUGACAUCUCUUGUGUUGGAGGUG
Messenger RNA from Toxoplasma gondii ME49, 3082 nucleotides. RefSeq names its product SAG-related sequence SRS20A (gene SRS20A). Gene Ontology annotation, cellular component: membrane. Lineage: Eukaryota; Apicomplexa; Conoidasida; Eucoccidiorida; Sarcocystidae. The record is from RefSeq and is a predicted model, not a curated record. The transcript is spliced from 2 exons. Bases 215 to 1201 code for a protein of 328 amino acids.